AUCAACAUCACCACCGCCGUCGAGGUUCUUUGUUGAUGGUGAUUCACAAAAAAAAUCUCAUCCCCUCUGACAUUGUCGAAGCGAAUUUCUACCAUAUGAUUCUCGGUUCGUCCACGAGGAUGUUCGGUUGCCCUGUCUGAACGGGAGACGGGAGGGAGAGACGCGCCGCCGUAUCUGGUCCGGCGAUAAUAAUGAGAUAAAACACGUUUAAAGCCUCGCUACCUGUUCUACCAUGCCCUCGGGAGGAUCUCGUCUCGUCAGCGGCUCGGGUCGCUCGCCGUCCCCGGUGUCGGCCCGGUUCCUCUCCCCUCUACUCUGCGUGCUGCUGGUGGCGUGUGUCCCCCGGGCUCAGAGCUCUUUCGCCCGCACCAGCGGAGAGUGUGUACCGGGGAAAGACAAGGAUUGUUUAGACCUGUCGGAGAAGAAGAGUGACCUGCGUGUGUGUGACACUGGGACCUGCCGCUUUGGAGGGACCUGCCGCGAGAACGGAGCAGACAUCAAGUGUGUGUGUCAGUUCAACUGUCAUAAGAAGUACAUCCCAGUGUGUGGCUCUAACGGAGACACAUACCAGAACGAGUGUUUCCUCCGGAGAGCCGCCUGCAGGAAGCAGAGAGCCGUCACCAUCAUGGCAGAAGGGACCUGUUAUACUGAUGGUGGAUCAGGGUCUGGAGAUGGAGACGAUGAAGGCUCAGGCAGAGGGAAAAAGGUGUCCAAGUGUGGGAACUGCAAGUUUGGAGCAGAGUGCGACGAGGACUCUGAAGACAUGCUGUGCAUGUGCAACAUCGUGUGCAAUGGCCACAACGAGAACCCUAUGUGCGGUAAGGACGGCGUCACCUACGACACGCCCUGCCACGUCAAAGAGGCGUCCUGCCUGAAGCAGCUCAAGAUAGACAUCAAACACGUGGGCCGAUGCCAGGACAAAGGAAGGAAAGAUGACGGCGUUAAGAUCAAGCCAGACGUAUUCGCUGUGCAGAACCACGGGGUCCUAGACCGGGAAGGCCACGGCGAACCCCCCCUGCCCUGUCCUGACGAUUACAACCAGUUCUGUGAGCACGGCCGCUGUGAGAUGACACAGAACCUCCCCACCUGCAGCUGUGAUCCAGGUUACGGAGGUUCCCAGUGCGACCAGCUCACCGAUUUCAACAUCCUCUACGUGGUCCCCAGUGGACAGAAGCUGCAUUACGUCCUCAUCGCCGCCAUCAUCGGAGCCGUCCAGAUAGCGGUCAUUGUAGCCGUUGUCAUGUGCUUCACCAGGAGGUGCAACAAAACCAAGCGUGGCCGGAGACAGAAGCAGCACCUGGGCCACUUCCCCUCAGGGACCUCCUCUAGGAUGAUGUAGCCUCUCUUUUCUAAACCUUCCUCUUUUCUGACUUAUUAUAAACAAAUCUUUCGUACCACAUGGACAGAAUUGCAUUUUUAUUAUCUUACCCAUUUUGUGCCUCUUUGGUUUGUUUUCAUUUAGCUUUUUUCUUAAGACAAACCUGUGGCUUUUUCUCAAGUUUUGAAGGGGCCUUAUUUUUUUUAUUUUCUUGUCUUUUUUAUAUUUCUUUUUUUUCUUCACCUGGAUGUUUUCAGAUGGCCGUUCUCACUUUUAUGAAGGUACUUUUUCAAGUGGACUAAAAAGGGAAGCGUUUUGUCUCUUAAAGCCGUGUUCUCCUCCAUCCUGUGUGCGACGCAGUGACCUCAGCAGCUGAUAAGAACACAAAGUUGGUCUUUCAAAACAAUCUCUCAAUAUGGUCGGUUUUCUCAUUUCCUGUUCCAUCCCGGCCUCCACUUCCUGUCUGUGUUGUCCCGGUCUUGUUGUCGGGGCGGCUCUGUGCUCCUGUUUGCGCCAGAGGACACUUUGGAUCCAAACCAGUGCUAGCCCCGCCAUUCCUCCCUGAAGAAUACCGAGGUGUUCGUGAACAGCCUCGUGAAUAUGAGUAUUCUUUACUCCCUAAAUUGGAGUCACCCGAGAGAUGAAGUACGACCACUUACUCCGAGAGAUGCCUACUGUUCUUCCGUUGUCAUGUUAACAAACUAAAUCUAAAUCGUGUUGGUAUUUUCCAACCCCAUCUGUACUUUUUCUAUCCAAACAAUUUGGUCGAUGAUGCAUUCCAACCUCAAUUGAAAAACCUGUGUGGCUCUCUUGAUAUGAAUAAGCUGGCUAGUAAUCGUUUGUUUCUAUAUGCAUAUCUAUGUACACCACUCUGGAAAUAGUAAAACUCUCCAAUUCCAGUUACAAAGGGUUGGUUGCCAUUGUAUUAAAGCCAUAGUUUACCUGAAGAGGACCCUGACUGCAAUUAUGAAGUGCUGCUGCUGAUAAUACGAAAUGUUCCCCAUCAUGCCCAAGGUCACGGAGUUACUGCUUCAGACGUUGGUUGCUAGGAAAACAGAUAUUUUCCAAGGGUGGAAAAUUCCAGGAAAUUUUUUUUCUUUAGUUUGUUUCAGUUUUUUUGUACAAGACACUCCUGAAAACCAAAAUGCUGUUUUUACUACGACUAUUAAGGUACAAAAUGACAUGUAUAGGUUGUUUUUAUUCUAAUUUACGCAAUUUUAAAUAAUGCCAUUCCGGAAAUGGGAUUCCAAUGUGUUUUUUGACAAGCUGAUUAUUUAAAUGACUGUUCUUUUAGUUUAUUUUUGAUAUCAUUUCUAAUGGCGGUACGAAGUAUCUAUGUUGUUGUCAUACUGUGGUCAACGGAUUCGCUUCUAUGUGGAUUGGAUUCCCAUAAAGCAUCUUAGCACUAAUGUCUAGCCCUCAUCUUUUAGUUAGGUUGGUAAAUUAUAAAGACCCACAGAAAUGGUUCAGUGGUAGUUCCUGAACAUGGGAGAUGUAUCCACAAGGAGUUGAUGUGUAUCAAUUUCAGCAUCUAAAUGUACCAACUAAGAUUGUGGCAGGUUCUGCUUGUAGAUAAAUGCUAUGCUAGCUAAUGUUAUUUAACACCACUCAAUUCUACAGUUAGUUUGGGAAAGUGAUCAUUGGUUGGCCUACCGCUUGAACGUAACCACCUAGUUGAACUCCCCCCCCCCCCCCCCCCCAGAAUACUCGCUAAUUAGCUAAACAUUUAUUGACUAUUUUAACAGAAAUCUGAAUUCUGAAUGGAUCCUUUAGAAGCUACUCUACGCCGGUGGUGAUUUGUAAACCUGCUGAUAGAUGGGGUUGUUGUUCUUGGUGGUGUGAUGCUGCAAAGGAAUCCUGUUCCUCUUUUUACUGUAGAUCUUGGGUAUUGCAUGAGCCAGUAAAGUCUUUGGUUAGAGAUUAGUGAUGUAGUUGAGCUAGAAUUAAAUUAUGUGUUCCAAUAAAGUGUGUCAUUUGGUGCAUUUCAAUAUGA
Messenger RNA from Gadus macrocephalus (Pacific cod), 3311 nucleotides. Its product is annotated as tomoregulin-1-like. Gene Ontology annotation, molecular function: protein binding. NCBI's taxonomy places the organism in Eukaryota, Metazoa, Chordata, Actinopteri, Gadiformes, Gadidae. The coding region runs from base 233 to 1339 and encodes 368 amino acids. The transcript is spliced from 11 exons. The record is from RefSeq and is a predicted model, not a curated record.